UUCAUGUUUUCCUUUCACCUCCCUCCCCAUUCCUCCACUGAGAAAAGUUAUGGGGGGCCCAUUUGUCCAUUCCAUGGGAGUUUUGAGGACUCAAGCACGCAAAGAUAAAACCCCAUCGCCCCUUUCUCCUCCAAUCCCCCCCCACUCUCUGCCUCCUGAAGAACACGCCCAAAAUCCAAACCCCAUAUCAUAAGAUCGCAAUCUUCUUCUUCUUCCAAGAGUGGGAAUUGAUCGAGAUAUGAGAGUCCCCGUCACGACCUCUCAACAACAGCAGAACAAUGAUUCCCUGAAACCCAAUAUCUCGGUUCCCGCCGCCGCCGCUAUCCCCGCCGGUAACAACCACCACCUGAGCCUCUGCUCCUAUGAGCCCACCUCGGUGCUUGACCUCCGCAGCCCCGUCUCCUCCUCCGACCUCAAGCCUCCCCCUGCCUCCUCGGACCUCACCUCCACCACCCUGCCUCAGCCGCACCAUGGUUGGGGCGACGGCGAUGGCCACCACCACGCCCUCCAGUCCCUUGACUGGGACUCCAUCAUGAAGGACCUCGACCUCCACGACGACGUCUCCGCCCCUGCGCCGCUCAACCCGCCCGAGUCGACCCACUUCGUAAGCAACUCCUCCGAUUUCGCCGCCCUCUCCGACGUUUACGGCUCCUGCCACCAGAGCUUGGCCCAUGUCCCGACCAGUAACUACGGUAGCCUCGAGCUUGGGGGAGAGGUCUGCAACAAUUGGGGUUUUGCGUUUGAUUUCCUCGAGGAGCUGAUUCAGGUCGCGGACUGCGUCGACUCUGGCGAGUUACAGCCCGCUCAGGUGAUAUUGGCGCGGCUCAAUCAUCGGCUCCGCUCCCCCGCCGGGAAGCCACUCCACCGAGCUGGUUUCUUCUUCAAGGAGGCUCUCCAGUCCCUCCUCGUCUCAGGCUCGAACUGUUCUCCCCCUCAGCUCUCGACGUGGCCGGACAUCGUCCAGACCAUAAAGGCCUACAAGGCCUUCUCCGGGAUCUCGCCGAUCUCCAUGUUUUCCCACUUCACGGCGAACCAGGCCCUCCUUGAAACCCUGGACGAUUCGCCGCUCGUCCACAUCGUCGACUUCGAUAUCGGGCUGGGCGGCCAGUACGCCUCUCUGAUGCGGGAGGUGGCCGAGAGGGCCCGUGGUUCGCACGCCCCGGCUUUGAGGGUCACCGCCGUGGUGGCGGAGGAGUACGCUGUCGAGACGAGGCUUAUCCGCGAAAACCUCGCCCAGUUCGCCCACGACCUGAACCUCCGUUUCAGCAUCGACUUCGUGCUGAACCGGGCCUUCGACAUGUUGUCGUUCAGGGCGGUCAAGUUUGUAGAUGGGGAGAGCCUCGCCGUCCACUUGUCGCCGGGGACAAUUUUCCGCCUCGGAUCGGCUGGGCACGUUGCCAGGUUCCUCGGCGACCUGAGGCGCCUGUCCCCAAAAGUAGUCGUUUUCGGGGACUCCGAGCCAUGGUGGGGCCUCUGCGGCAGCACAGGAGGCGGCUCGGGGUCAUUCAGGAGGAGCUUCGUCAGCUGCCUCGAGCACUACAGCACCGUGUUCGAGUCCCUCGAUGCUGCAGCGGGGUGUGGAGGCGCGGGCAGCGGCGGAGGUGACUGGCCGAGGAAGAUCGAGACGUAUCUCAUGCAGCCGAGGAUCAACUCGGCGGUGGAGGCAGCGGCAUCGGCGUCCAAGAGGGGGGCGGUGCCGCCGGGUAGGGAGGUGUUCCAGGCGGCGGGGAUGAGGGCGGUGCAGCUGAGCCAGUUCGCGGACUACCAGGCGGAGUGCCUGCUGGGGAAGGUACAGGUGAGGGGCUUCCACGUGGCGAAGCGGCAGGCCGAGCUGGUGCUCUGCUGGCAUGACAGGGCUCUGGUUGCCACGUCAGCUUGGAGGUUCUGAUGUAGGAUAUAUUUUUUUCUCAUUGGGCCGCAGGGAGAUGGCAGGGCUAAUUAAUUUUAUAUAAUAUUAAUCGAGAGUGUUAAAGAAACAUUUUCACUGAAAAAAAGAAAAAAAGAAAUUAUGGGGAUGUUAUUAUUUAUUCGAAAAAAUCCCUAUCUCUCUCUCUCUCUCUCUCUCUCUCUCUAAGUUAUGUUAGUUUCGGCUUUUAUUUUUUUUUGGGGGUGUUUGGUACUUAAGUUUUACUUUUUGCAAGUACAUAAUCCAAACAAACAUGUUUGGUUAGAGUUUUAUUUUUUCUUUUGCAUAUCUAUGAUAAAUGUAAUGGUGAAGUGGGGAAAAAAUCCAAAAAUUAAUACAUAUAUAUAUAUAUAGAUAAUCUAAUUUCGUCCACUUUCUUUC
Punica granatum (pomegranate) is the source of this 2287-nucleotide messenger RNA. Lineage: Eukaryota; Viridiplantae; Streptophyta; Magnoliopsida; Myrtales; Lythraceae. The record is from RefSeq and is a predicted model, not a curated record.